UCUGCUUUUCAGUGAAUUGGUAAGAGGUUGAACGGAAUGCAAACUUGAUGUUUGCGAAAGGAAACUAUGUGGGUUUUUUUUGUAUAUGAAUGGCUUUUGUCGUAUAGCCUGCCGUGUGCGCAAGAACGGGCAAUGCAUGAAACAUUGUGUUCUUGUUGGUUGGGAUGUAGCAACGCUUGCUAACUGUGUUAACAUUUCAACCAAGCUGACUUUGUGAAACAGUUUUUUCUUUCCAAAUCGCCAAAUUGUGAGAAACAAAAAAUGACAACCAAGUACGAGCGACUGAAAGUUAUAGGGAGGGGCACGUUUGGGCUUGCCUGGUUGACUAGGUCCAAAUCGAGUCAGAGACUGUACGUUUUGAAGGAGGUUGUCUUGAGCGGAAUGACCGAGAAAGACCGGCACCAGGCCGUGAAUGAAGUCGCUAUCCUGGCCGGCUUGAGGCACGCCAACGUGGUGCGUUACCGGGAGGCGUUUGUUGAUGGUGGAAUGCUGAAUAUUGCUAUGGAAUAUGCCGAUAAAGGCGAUUUGGGCGAAAUCAUCAAAACAAACAAGCAGGCCAAUGAGCACUUCCCAGAAAGUCAAAUAAUGGAUUGGUUUGUGCAGAUAUGCUUCGCAUUGCGUUAUAUACACGCUAAAAAGAUACUUCACAGAGAUCUGAAGCCACAGAAUAUUUUCAUGACGAGCCAGGGAAUCAUCAAAGUAGGAGAUUUCGGGAUCGCAAGAAUGCUACGAGAUACCAAUGACCACGCCAAUACUGCAAUAGGGACACCUUACUAUAUGUCACCAGAGAUAUGCCGCAGAAAACCCUACAACCAGAAGAGCGAUAUGUGGGCAGCUGGGUGUGUUCUCUAUGAGAUGACGUCAUUGGUGCAUCCCUUUGAAGCUACCGACUUUUCAACUUUGGUCUUGAGGAUACUAAGAGGCAGAUACAAAUCGAUACCAAGACACUAUGGACCACUUUUGGAAGAUUUAAUCGCUGUGCUCUUGCGAGUUGAUCCAGACCGCCGGCCCUCUGCCGACCAGCUCCUGGCAAUACCUGGGAUUCACGUCCAUGUGCUGGCCUACACCAACCGAUGCAAGACCCACAGCUUGCCGGUCACAGUGGCUGCUGAAAGUAGAAGAAGUUCUAGCUCCCAAUACGUGGAAGAGGGUGGGGGGAGGACUCAGAAUGGCCAUUCAAGAAAGAGCUCAAGGGUACAUCAGAUCUUGGAGGACUCUGCCGUGACGUCUAGGAGGCAUUCUGUGGCAUCGGAAAGGGGUUGUGACCGAACAAGUUUUGGUGCUCAAUGUCCGGAGUCAGACAACAAAUUCAGACGAAAUUCUUGUGGAAAUAUUACCAACAAUGUCACAAAUGACAUGAAAGAUAGGGGUGAGUAUACAAGCAAGUGUACCGUUGAUAAUUCAACGAGAGCUCGACCUGAUGCAUCGUGCUUGAAGACGGGUCACCGGGCGUCCAUCAUCACGCAUGAGAGGUUGCAAUCCCCAGGCUCCACCGGUGAGUCAGUUCGUCAUGAGGCUGUGAAGAAGAGGUGCUCAUCGUUAGACAUUGUCGACAAAGUGAGAUCAGAAUGUAGUGCGUCUUUGAGGGUUGUUGCUUCAAACCUGAGCAGAGCACCACGUCAAUGUGUGAAAUCAGAUAGGAAAGAAAGGAUGCACCCCAAAACGACGAAGCAAGCCAGUGGUGACGAAUCGAAUACAUCCAUUCUCGACCUGUUCACUCUUGAAAGCAAAGACAGAGCAAACAACAACCGAUCCCUGAAGAAGUCCACCUAUGUUCUGGAAACACCGUCAACAACCAGUAAAGCUCAGCAUAAAAAGUCCACGUAUGUCAUGGAAACGCCGUCAACAACCGUCAAAGUUCAACAUCAAAGACAAGCUUUCGCGAAAGAGAUCACCGCAAAGACUGAGGUGGCGGGUCUGAGAGAUACCCAAAAUGGCGUACAAUAUGGUGACAGCUUACGGGAGAAAACGAAGGACUGCACUCUGCGUGACGGUCUGAUCCAACAGGACAAGCUUAAUUCAUGGAUGGAAACCAACAAAAAUGGUCUUUGGAACACCGUAGUGGAGGGACGGCAACGUGGCAAAUCACCGGACAACAGUUUAGCUGAUUAUGCUUCUUCUUCAAGAGGACUAAAAGAUGAACAAGUUAUGAGAAGUAAAGACAUGAAUGAGUGUCUGUUUCGAUGUCGACUCCAGGCCGGAGACUCGCCACAAACCAUCCGCGGGAAAAAGGAGACACUUCUCGUCUAUCUCGAAGACAGUAUUGGCGCGGAAUCAACCUUGUUGUGUUUAAAUCUUGUCAAAAUGGCGUCUGGGCGUAAAGUUUGCCCGGUGCCCGAUGAAGGUGUGCUGAGGGCGAUAGAGGGCGUGCUUGGAAAGGACCACAUGACGUGUGUACCAGCUUUGAUUCAUUUGCAUAAUCUGGAGCAGAGUUGCGAUUGGCUGUCGGCUUGAUGAUGUAGGGGAAGUCUGACGGGUUUUGACAUUGCAAGAGGUAGUUUUCCGGCAGUGUUGAAAUUUAUAUAAAAGUACAAUUUGUCAAAGUUUUUGAAACACAUAAUGCUUUCAGUUUAUAGAUGAUGUCUUAAUGAUAUGAUGGGUUUGUUUUGUCAAUGUUAACGUAGUAUUUGUCUCUUUGUUGCUUAUAGUUUAAACUCACAAUUGUCGUCACUUACUUUUUCUUUCCUUUUCAAGUUUAGCUAGGU
This is a messenger RNA of Asterias rubens (European starfish), 2705 nucleotides long. RefSeq names its product serine/threonine-protein kinase Nek3-like. Gene Ontology annotation, biological process: protein phosphorylation. The transcript is spliced from 6 exons. The coding region runs from base 262 to 2454 and encodes 730 amino acids. NCBI's taxonomy places the organism in Eukaryota, Metazoa, Echinodermata, Asteroidea, Forcipulatida, Asteriidae. The record is from RefSeq and is a predicted model, not a curated record. Gene Ontology annotation, molecular function: ATP binding; protein kinase activity.